AGUGAUUAGAGCAGCUCAGCUCUACAGGAAUAGGAGGAGGGUUCGCAGUUCAGCGCCACAACCGACGCAGCACCACGCUGAAUAUGUAUAAAUAUACACCGGUCCGCACCAAUUAGCUUUACUACUGCUGUAGUAGGGAUUGUUGGGAUCCGCCGUGCCAGAAAAGGGAGGACACUGCAAGCCAAAUGGGAUUGACCUCAGCUAAAAACAAGACUUGAAGUUUAUGCGUUCUUCUUAUUAUUGUUUUUUUCUUUUAUAUGCUGGACUGUAUUUUUGAAUAGCACCAGGGGACGUUCCUGACGGAGGUCUUAGGGGAACACGACUAUUGAGGAAGCCUAGGUGUUGAUUUCAAUGGCGGACGCAGUAAACAGACACAGCACUUGGCAGUUGUGGUGGGGUACUUUUGCUUCAGCUGGUUCAAUAAUAGCUCAGGGCAUGGCGCUGGUGGCAGGCUCAUAGAACUGUAGAGGCCAUGGAGGUUGUUUGGAACAGGUCAUUGGGAUCUCAUUUCAUGUAAGGAACUAUGGUUAACCACUAUGAACACUUGAUGGCAGAUCAAAAGAUGGACCAACUGGUAACUGGUUAAGCAACUUCCCCCAUCACAAACGGAGAUUAGAAAAGAAUGAUUUGCUGGUUGAUGGCGUUUUUGCGGCAGAGCGGUGACUACUGCCACGCCCAACACAUUUGAGAGGAACGUGCGAUGAAACUUCAGCCGGCGUCUCUGACGUCCUGAACGCCUCUCAGCGGUUUCCUUUAGCUUCAGAGACAGCCGACCCAUGGGGUAACCAGUGGAUACUAGCCCUCGAGAAGAUAACAGGAAAGAAACAAAGCGAGAGAGAGGAAAAACUGAACUUCGGUGCCGAGCACGACAUAUAGUGUGUAGAAAGGAGUAAGGACCGGACCUGAACUCAACCCAGCUGAUGGGGUAAAAACUGUUUUGGACACACCAACGGGACAACAGAACUGGGAAGGUUUCAAUAACUGUAUAGGAGACUACAGAGCGCAUGCGGGAAGUUUGAAAUCGCCCGGAGAACUGAUAUCCAAUCACCUGGUCUGGGAGUGGAAACGAGAGCUGCUUGCUGGUUAAAGCCAAAGGGGCAAACGGGUGAUUUCUAAAGGUCAGAGGUCAUCCUCGGAGGUCACAGAUCCCAAUGGCUAACAUGAUUCGUCCGGCUCCUGUGGAGCUCUGCCACAAGAACAUGAGGUUCCUCAUCACUCACAACCCCACAGACAGCACGCUAACGUCUUUUAUAGAGGACCUGAAGCGGUUUGACGCAACAACAGUGGUUCGAGUGUGUGAGGUAACCUACGACAAAGCCCCGCUGGAGAAAGAUGGAAUCACAGUGGUGGAUUGGCCAUUUGAUGAUGGUGCUGCACCCCCCAGUAAGCUGGUUGAAGAUUGGUUGAACCUGUUGAAGAAGAAAUUUCAGGAGGAUCCAGGAUCCUGUGUGGCUGUUCAUUGCGUAGCCGGACUUGGCAGGGCUCCUGUCCUGGUGGCUCUGGCUCUGAUAGAGAGUGGGAUGAAGUAUGAAGAUGCCAUUCAGCUCAUCAGACAGAAACGUCGUGGAGCCAUCAACAGUAAACAGCUGACUUACCUGGAGAAAUAUCGGUCAAAACAUAGACUACGCUUCAAAGACUCUCAUUCUCCAAAGAACAAGUGUUGCACCAUGUAAAAUAAAACACACACACUGGCACAUGCUCUCACAGACACACACACACACACACACACACACACACACACACACACACACACACACACACACACACACACACACACACACACACACACACACACACACGUUUUGCACUAUGAAGGACAAAAGCACUUUUUGCUACUUCAUCACAAAUGAAGUCCUCCUUAGCCUUCCUUGAUAUUCUUUUAAACAACCUCGAAGUUAAUUUGGAGAUCUUUCAAUGCACAGAAGAAUAGCUUCGUCAUGGGAUUUCAGAGCUUGUUUCUAAUGACUUCAUGUAUUUGAGAUGAUUUUCGCAACAGAUAUGCUUUGUUUGAUGGGUUAGCACGGAGAGAGACGGGAAAGAUGGGAGCAAGGGAGUGUUAGCGUGAUGUUUUCACAGAUAUUUCACGUUUUCUUUCUGUUUUAUUCAACUUUGUGGUGAGAAUAGUGACACCAGAUCAAAUUACUUUUAUAUUAAACUAGCCCUAUUUCGUGGUUCAAAGGUGAACCGUGAAAAUCUAUUUUCCAUUUCAUAGUCCUUUGAAGUCUAAAUGGCUUUAUCAACCUUGAUCAAAUAUGAUCCCUUUAUUAUGCGCUUUGGCCUUGGUUAACACCCAGAUUCACUUGGUUCAAACAAAACACAUCCAGUUCCACGAUUUUAUUAGAUGGAUCUGAUUAGAUGCGUCCACUGGAUUCACAUUUCCCCCAAACACUGAACUCAUUCCUGUUAUUCAAGAGCAACGUACCAUCCAACCUCCGAGACGGCACUUUCUCAGGGGAAACACUGGUGCAAAGGCUCUUUCUAAUUGGUUUAAAUUGGUGAUGAGUGAUUGUACUCGCCUCUUUGAGCUAAUGGCUAACCCAGAAAUUACAAAACCUUGGUUUGGCGCUGUCAAAUCUCCUCUAUCCCAUCAUGAGAAUGAUGUACCGUUUACAUGUAAUGAACAAUACUGAAAAACAAACCACCACAACUAGAGACAAGACGGUAUGGUCAUAAUGGUCCUUUAGUACGAGACAAGUCAAGUACCUAUUCUGUGCAUCAGCCAGGGGUUGUUUUACAUAUAAACUCCUUGGUUUGGAAACUUAAGACACAUAUUACAAAAGAAUGUAACCUAAAUAACCUAAACCAUGGUUAUUUUAUGGUCAAUUGAGUAGAAGAUUGAUUUAAAAAUGUGUGUAUGUGUGGGUGGGUGUGUAUGUGUGUAUAUUUGAAAGAGUUGUAUGUGCGUGUGUUUGUGCGUGUGUAUGCGUCUGCUUGUGUGUCUGUGUAUAAGGAUUGUGUGUGUGUGUGUGUGUGUGUGUGUGUGUGUGUCUGUGUGAAAAGAGUAACUACGCAUUUGAAAGUCUUGUGUUCUUUUGUUGGGUUUUGUUUUUAAUGCAUGUUUUUAAAGCAAACAUUUUCAUGUAUCCUAAAAGGAAAAGUCAUUGGCUUUGUUUUUAAAGUGGCGACUGAUGACUAAAGCUUUGUUUUCACAUCACAAUUGGCCUAGCAUGUUCUUAGCAUGUAGCAUUAGCCCUGAUAUGACUGUUAACUCGAUAAGUGUACCUAAUGAGUAGUUACUCUUUAAUGUUUGUUGCUCUAAAUUGUUUGGAGAGUUACAAUAGGUGGCUGCUUUUCCAAGCUAGUCUAUAACUGGCCAGCUGUUAAGAAAAUUUAAUAUCUGUUGUCGCUUUUCUCAGAAUCCAAUUAAAAGAGUAAUAUAUCUGUACAUUCUUUAAAUAAUAAAAUGAUUUAAUUAUUUAUCUUUUGAUGUCCAUUAAAGACAUUGGAAAUCGAUAAAUUGUUGUUGAGUCACAUUACUCUCAAGGCAAAUCCAGUUACGAUGGAAUUUGAUUUUUCCAAACAUCAGCACUUCCAAGUUAUCCACUAGGCCUGUUUAAUUGAAUAAAAAUGUCUCUGAUCAAAAGCA
Molecule: messenger RNA, 3586 nt
Organism: Gadus morhua (Atlantic cod)
Lineage: Eukaryota; Metazoa; Chordata; Actinopteri; Gadiformes; Gadidae
Product: protein tyrosine phosphatase type IVA 3
Exons: 9
Coding region: 1152-1673 (173 amino acids)
Biological process (GO): protein dephosphorylation
Source: RefSeq, a predicted model, not a curated record